AUGGCCCUUCCAACCCUCUCCAGAGUCGACCUCAUCGCCCUCUCGGAAACAGACGUAACCCAGCCCAUCCCCAAAGAAUCCAUCUUCGCCGCCCUCGCCACCCCGCCCUUCCUCUACAUCCCCGGGACUUUCAACACCCGCGACCUCGGUCUCCUCCCUCUCACUCCUCCUUCCCCUAGUGGCAAUACCAAUAGCCAAACCCGCAAAGUCGGAAUCCGCCCCGGCCUCAUCUAUCGCUCCGGCGGCUUUUUCCCAAACGGCGGCUUCAACGACGCCGCCAAGACGCAGCUGGCUACACAGCUCGGCAUCAAGAAAAUCUUUGACAUCCGCUCCGUGCGCGAACACGCACAUGCUCCGGACCCGGAGAUUCCCGGUGUGAAGAAUGUCUGGAUCGCCGCAACAGAGAAGGAAGCAACUGUUAAUUUGGCUGAUUUCUUGGAAGGAAAGGGCGAAAGGGGGUAUGUAAAGAUGUAUAUGGAUGUUCUGAGCGGGUAUAGGGAUGUUAUUGGGGCUUUACUUCGAAGUUUGUUGGAAACUCCUGACGAGGCGGUACUGUUUCAUUGUACGGCGGGGAGGGACAGGACCGGCGUGGUCGCGGGAUUAUUACUGAGUUUGGCGGGGGUCAGUGAGGAGGAUGUGCAGAUGGAUUGGAUGUUGAGCAGGAUUGGGACGGAGAUGGCUAGGGAGCAGUUACUGGGUUUCGCCAUGAAGGGGGCUGGAGUGGCCAGUGUGGAGAGUGAAGGGUUUGGAAACUUGGUUAGUCUGAGGAGGGAGUGUUGGGCUGCGUUUGUUAAAGAGGUUAAGAGGGUUUACGGAGGGUGGGAGGGGUAUGUGAGAAGGGAGUUGGGGUUGGGGGUGGGGGAGGUGGAAGCUUUGGGAAGGGUUUUGAGGGGGGAGUGA
This is a messenger RNA of Sordaria macrospora k-hell, 900 nucleotides long. RefSeq lists its product as uncharacterized. The record is from RefSeq and is a predicted model, not a curated record. Lineage: Eukaryota; Fungi; Ascomycota; Sordariomycetes; Sordariales; Sordariaceae. Gene Ontology annotation, molecular function: phosphoprotein phosphatase activity. Gene Ontology annotation, biological process: dephosphorylation.